Molecule: messenger RNA, 930 nt
Organism: Elephantulus edwardii (Cape elephant shrew)
Lineage: Eukaryota; Metazoa; Chordata; Mammalia; Macroscelidea; Macroscelididae
Product: keratin, type II microfibrillar, component 7C-like
Exons: 7
Biological process (GO): intermediate filament organization; keratinization
Cellular component (GO): keratin filament
Molecular function (GO): structural constituent of skin epidermis
Source: RefSeq, a predicted model, not a curated record
GACCCCAAUGCGCAGUGUGUCAAGCAUGAGGAGAAGGAGCAGAUCAAGUGUCUCAACAGCAAGUUCGCUGCCUUCAUCGACAAGGUGCGCUUCCUGGAGCAGCAGAACAAGCUGCUGGAGACCAAGUGGCAGUUCUACCAGAGCCGCAAGUGCUGUGAGAGCAACCUGGAGCCGCUGUUUGAGGGCUACAUCGAGACGCUGAGGAGGGAGGCCGAGUGUGUGGAGGCCGACAGCGGAAGGCUGUCCUCAGAGCUCAACCACGUGCGAGAGGUGCUGGAGGGCUACAAGAAGAAGUAUGAGGAGGAAGUUUCUCUGAGAGCCACAGCUGAGAACGAGUUUGUGGCUCUGAAGAAGGAUGUGGACUGCGCCUACCUUCGCAAGUCAGACCUGGAGGCCAAUGCAGAGUCUCUGACCCAGGAGAUCGACUUCCUGAGACGACUGUAUGAGGAGGAAAUUCGAGUCCUCAAUGCUCAUAUCUCCGACACCUCAGUUGUUGUCAAGAUGGACAACAGCCGGGACCUGAACAUGGACUGUGUCAUCGCUGAAAUCAAGGCUCAGUAUGACGACAUCGCCAGCCGCAGCCGAGCUGAGGCUGAGUCCUGGUACCGCAGCAAGUGCGAGGAGAUGAAGGCCACGGUGAUCAGGCACGGCGAGACCCUGCGCCGCACCAAGGAGGAAAUCAACGAGCUGAACCGCAUGAUCCAGAGGCUCACGGCCGAGGUGGAGAACGCCAAGUGCCAGAAUUCCAAGCUGGAGGCUGCAGUGACCCAGUCUGAACAGCAGGGUGAGGCAGCCCUCAACGACGCCCGCUGCAAGCUGGCUGGCUUGGAAGAGGCCCUGCAGAAGGCCAAGCAGGACAUGGCCUGCCUGCUCAAGGAGUACCAGGAGGUGAUGAACUCCAAGCUGGGCCUGGACAUCGAGAUCGCCACC